AUGAAGGCGGCCAAGGCUAUCACGGGAGCAUUCAAGACCGUCUCAGGGCCUGCACUUAACGUCGAAGCCUACCUCUUGCCAAUAAGACAAUACCUCGACCAGAAAACGGCGAAUACAUACUUGCGGCUCAGGACAACGCAACAGUUUCAGAUCAUGGGACAGAUCGAGCAACAGGAAGUAUGGACCGAACAUAGAAGGGAAUGGCACCUACUGCACACAUGGUGGGCCCCACUGAGAAAACACGAACACCGAUGUAAGGCCUUGCUAGGGGAGGCGGCGGUGAGCAAGAUCGAACUCAGGAAACCACAUCUAGUACCGCCGUGGCAAACGACAAUCCAAAUCAGCAUCGCGGACAGCAAAGAGGAAGCCAUCCAAAGACACGACAACUACCUCGACUCCGGUGCCCUGGCCAUAUACACGGAUGGAAGCGUGAUAAACGGUAAGGUAGGAGCCUCAGCGGUGACAAUAACCCCUGGAGAUAUACGUCAAACAUAUCUGGGAGAGGAUACCAAAGCAACUAUAUUUAUGGCAGAACUUCAAGGUAUACGGAUGGCAUUAGAUCUAGUGCUAGAGACAAACAGAACGGCCGUCAUAUUCACGGAUAGCCAAGCGGCCAUCAAGACAGUAGGAAAGCUAAGAUCCAUGGGGCAGCAACUCCUCACAGAGAUCCUCCGGACGUGGGAACAAAUCAAGAAGAACGGUCAGGAUGUCGAGAUUGCCUGGAUACCCUCGCACGAGGGAGUCGACGGGAACGAGCUCGCGGACCAAAAAGCCAAGGAGGCCACAGGCUGGAGGCUGGUGCGAAAUAGACGAGGCAGAACAACUCAGGUGGACACCGACAACACAGCCAGGAGACUGACGGACCUCAAGGUACCACUGACAUGCCUAAAAAAAAGAAUCCGCUCCCAUGUGCACGCAAGGUGGGAGAAGGAAUGGCGAGAGGAGUCCAGAGGACGCGAUCUCUACAAGCUGGCGGAAACACCGUUCAGAGGGAUCGUAAGCCUGCACGCGAAACUCUCCCGGCCCCUAUCCUCCAUCUUAACCCAGAUGCGGACGGGAAAGAUAGGGCUGCGAGACUACCUACUCAAUAUCAGAGUGCCCCAAGUGGAAGACGACGUCUGCCAGUGCCUGAAAGGGAGGGAGUCGACAUCACAUCUCCUGAGAGCAUGCCCAAUUUUCAGGGACCUGAGGAGGGACAUAUUGUGGCAAGGCGAGUGGACGACCGACCUGAAGAAAAUUCUCUCACACAAGAACUAUGCGCCAAAGGCAGCAAGACUCAUGCUGCAUACAAAGUUUCUUGGACAAUUUCGAAGCGUAGAAACGGAGACUUAG
Arthroderma uncinatum is the source of this 1332-nucleotide messenger RNA. RefSeq lists its product as uncharacterized. The record is from RefSeq and is a predicted model, not a curated record. Lineage: Eukaryota; Fungi; Ascomycota; Eurotiomycetes; Onygenales; Arthrodermataceae. Gene Ontology annotation, molecular function: RNA-DNA hybrid ribonuclease activity; nucleic acid binding. Bases 1 to 1332 code for a protein of 443 amino acids. The transcript has a single exon. Gene Ontology annotation, biological process: DNA replication, removal of RNA primer.